AUGGCAUUUUUACAUUCUCACUCGACGGAAUGCAUGUCCAGCGAGCUGGAUCUUUUCACGCUACCAGCCACUCAAACGUCAAUUGAAAGCAGCAGCUUUCUGCAUUAUAAGCCUGUGUCGUCUCUUAGCGACGAUGUCGACGCACCAUUGGAAUUCGUCGUGCCUGUAGGUAGCGAGCAUUACUUUGAUCUGGCUCACACUAUGCUUCAUGUUCAAGCUAAAAUCGUACCCGCUGACGAGGCUACGGCAACGACCGAAGACCUUAAAGUCGGACCGAUCAACAAUUUCAUGCAUUCAAUGUUCAAUCAGAUUGACGUUUUUUUCAAUCAGAAAAUUGUUUCGCCGCCUAAUAACGCCUAUCCUUACAGAGCGUACAUCGAGACGCUUCUCAACUACGCUCCGGCUGCUAAAGAGUCACAUCUUACAGCGAGUCUGUGGUACGACGACACGAGCGGCGGUUUCGAUUCACCAGCUAAUGCGGUGAGCACUGCCACAGCACCUAUUACCGUGAACAAAGGGCUGGAAAAUCGCAAAUAUUUUACACAGAAUCGUCGAUACUUUGACAUGAUUGGACAUUUGCAUCACGACCUCUUUAAUCAGGAUAAUAUGCUGAUUAAUGGCGUAGAAAUGCGCGUACGUCUAGUGAGGAGUAAGGAUGCUUUUUGUCUGAUGGACGCGACAGCCGAUGGAAAAUUCAAACUCAGCAUCAAAGAAGCUACACUCAUAGUUCGCAGAGUAAAAAUCAGUCCUGGAGUUUUACUGGCUCAUGCGCAAGCGUUAUCGAAAACCACGGCUAAAUAUCCCAUAACGUGCUAUCCACACCGACAGCUAUUGUAA
This is a messenger RNA of Nasonia vitripennis (jewel wasp), 837 nucleotides long. RefSeq lists its product as uncharacterized. The coding region runs from base 1 to 837 and encodes 278 amino acids. The transcript has a single exon. Gene Ontology annotation, molecular function: ribonucleoside-diphosphate reductase activity, thioredoxin disulfide as acceptor. The record is from RefSeq and is a predicted model, not a curated record. NCBI's taxonomy places the organism in Eukaryota, Metazoa, Arthropoda, Insecta, Hymenoptera, Pteromalidae. Gene Ontology annotation, cellular component: cytosol. Gene Ontology annotation, biological process: deoxyribonucleotide biosynthetic process.